CUGGGAGCUUGUUACAAAUGCAGAUUCGCAGGCCCCCAUCUGGGACUAGCCAAAUAGGAAUCUGCUCUUUAACAGGAUCCCUGAAAUGUGAGCUGGAUUCCGACCUUCUAAAUGCUGCUAUAGGCCAUCAGGUUGGGGUCCCACCUUCAAGCUGGCCUGCAAGGCAUCGCCCCAGAAAAGGCAUAUGGGGGAGAUUUCACGAGGGGAAGCAGAUGGUGUCACAGGGUUGAUGUAAGAGCAAGGGACAUGAAGCUGAGUGGAAAGAAGCCUGUUUUCCUAAUUCUCUGGCUGGUUUUAACUUUGUAGCUUACGGACAAAAAAUGUCGCUGCAAAUUUCCAGACUCUUCUCUCCAUGGAGGUGUCACACUCAUGGUUACAGCAAAUAUCAGCCAAAGACUGAUUUCAGAAAAGCUGGUCUACCCUAACCCAGGUGAGGAGGGCACAGCUGCCCAAAACUUCUCCUGUUUCAUCUACAAUGCGUAUUUCAUGAACUGCACUUGGGCAAAGGGUCAAGCAGCCCCCGAUGAUGUCCAAUAUUUUUUAUAUAUACGAGACUCCAGGAGAAAAAUUGAAAGAGAGUGUCCUCGUUACAUAGACGACUUGAAAAUCCACGUGGGAUGUCACCUCAAAGACCUCUCAGGAUUGACUUUUCAUAAUUAUUUCCUGGUUAAUGGUACCAGUCAAAGAACAGGAAUCCAGUUCUUCGAUUCCAUUUUGUCAUUAAAGGCAAUAGAGAGAUACAGCCCUCCCCACAAUGUCACCGUGCACUGCAACGAAUCGCACUGCCUCAUUCGCUGGGAGAAGCCCAGGACCCUGCAGAGCCUGACCGGCUGGGAGUUCCAGUACCAGCUGGACAUUCAGAGGCAGAGCACCAUGCAACAUAGUGGAAAUCAGCUGAUUGAGGUGUCUGGUGACGCAGAAAAUAAAUACAACUUUCCGAGCCCGGAGCCCAGGGGGAAACAUGCGGUGAGGGUGAGAACCUCAGACUCGCGGAUCCAGCACUGGAGCGCGUGGAGCAGACCCGUGGAGUUCGGCUCCGAGGAAACAGAAGCCAGCCUCGUGCAUGUGUAUGUGCUGGUGGUCCUGGGAACCCUCGCGUGCGCCCUGCUGCUCGGCUGCCUUUUAAAAAGGGUCAUUGGGAAGUACAAGCUGUUUCCACCGAUUCCACGGAUCAAAGAUAAACUGACGGAUAACCAUCAGUCCGACCAGCAGAUGAUCUGGGAGAAGUUCCCACCCAGCGCAGGCAGAGGGGACAAUGAAGAGGUCUUAACCGUGGAGGAAGUGACGGAGGCCCCCACAAGCCCCUGACUUCUCAUGCCCACACCCCCAGACGUUCUGGAAGCCAUUUUUUGUUCUGUUUUGAGCAUUUGUAUAGCUUUCCAUUUUUGUACUUAAAACAGUGAUUUUUGCAAAGAUGCUUGCAUUUGGAGGGGCUGCUCCACAUCCUUGAUCCCGACCCGGUGAUGAGCCCUCUCUGUCCCCUGGGGAGCAGGGGACCUUCCUCACAGAGGGUCGCAUCUGGUCACAGAGCCUCGGCUCUCCCAGUGGGGACACGCUGCUUGUCCACUCCCACCAUCAGCUGCUGUCAGGCAGACGAUGGGUUUGCUAACAAAUGGCCCAAACCCAGUGAUGUGACGCCACACAGAUCUACCAUCUCAUGGCUCGUGGACACACCACCUCCCCAUAUUAGGACCCUUGUGACCAUGUCAGCCCAGCCGAAUAUUCCAGGGUUGUCCAUUUCAAGAUCCUGAACUUUGUCAUUUCUGCAAAUUCCCUUUAGCCUCGUAAGGUCACAUAUUCACAAACUCAUGGGUGAGGACAUGGAGUCGUUGGGGACCUUAUUCUGUCCACACACAGGGUGGUGAGGAAAUGGGCAUCCCUGGGGACCUUAUUCUGUCCCCCACGAGCAGGGGUGAGGACACGGACUAUUUGGGGGUGUCAUUCUGUCCCCCACGAGCAGUAACUGGCCACCAUUCAGACACUGAGCGUGCCAGAGAACAAUAGCCCAGCAGUAUGACAGCUGAUGCCACGGUGCCAGGGGACUUCAGAGGGAAGAGACGUCCCCGGGGCGUGGG
This is a messenger RNA of Manis pentadactyla (Chinese pangolin), 2075 nucleotides long. RefSeq names its product granulocyte-macrophage colony-stimulating factor receptor subunit alpha-like. Gene Ontology annotation, cellular component: external side of plasma membrane; membrane. Gene Ontology annotation, molecular function: cytokine receptor activity; protein binding. Bases 370 to 1308 code for a protein of 312 amino acids. The transcript has 9 exons. Gene Ontology annotation, biological process: cytokine-mediated signaling pathway. Lineage: Eukaryota; Metazoa; Chordata; Mammalia; Pholidota; Manidae. The record is from RefSeq and is a predicted model, not a curated record.